GCAUCCAUACCAACUCCCAUCAAAACAACCUCCGGGGGGAGUGUGUAUGUGUAUGUGUGUGUUUAAGGCUUCGAAACUUUUUGUUGUUUUUUUUUGCAACACACACAUACACUUAUCGCAAAGAAAACGGAGUCUGGGGAAGGCGAACCUCAGACGCGGUAGUGAGGCGAGGAAGGAGUGAGUGAGUGAGAGUGAGUGAGGGAGGACGGACUCCGCCGCCUUCCGAAGCCGAUCCUUACGCUUGGAAAGGCGGCUGCCUGCUUCAGGCUGAGUCCCUGCGCGGCGGGCCGCCUUGAAACCGAGCCUGACGAUGCUUGUUAGUUUCGUGCUUCGAAACUGACGAGGAAAAGGUUUCCAUGUUGAGAUCGAGCUCCUGAACACCCCCUCCCCUCUCUCUCUCUCUUUCCUUUCCCCCCUCCCCUCCUCCAUUUAAAAAAAAAUAUAGAAGCACCUUUCUUUAAAGAAAACGGAGGGAAGGGGGGAAAGGGGAAGGGAAGAGAGGAAAAAAAAAGAUUUCGUAUUUCCAAAAAAAGACUGAUGGACAAUAUGUCUAUAAUCACACAAGUCAGCAAAGAGGAGCUGAGAACGCCGCUACGAGAGAAAGGUCGCCUGUCCAUCUCCAGCAAGAAACUACGGCAGCGCGGUAUCCUCCGCACAAUCUUCUGCUGCCUCGCUCACGGUGAGGAUGAUGGUGAGCAGGCUCUCGGCAACAGAAACAACAACACAUCGCAGUUACCCAGCAGCAAGAACAGCACCACCCAGACUCCUGUCAACCACCACCUUCUGCCGGAAGUGAAGGUUCAGGACAGUGGGAAGAAAUGUGUUGUGAUCGACCUCGAUGAGACUUUAGUUCACAGUUCGUUUAAGCCAGUCAGCAAUGCAGACUUCAUCAUCCCCGUGGAGAUCGAUGGCAACGUACAUCAGGUGUAUGUUUUGAAGAGGCCCCAUGUGGAUGAGUUUUUGAGGAGAAUGGGCGAGCUCUUUGAGUGUGUGCUAUUCACAGCUAGCCUCUCCAAGUACGCAGAUCCUGUUGCCGACCUCCUGGACAAGUGGGGAGCAUUUAGGGCCCGAUUAUUCCGUGAAUCCUGUGUCUUCCAUCAAGGAAAUUAUGUCAAGGACCUCAGCCGGUUAGGGCGGGACUUAAACAAUCUCGUCAUCGUCGAUAACUCUCCAGCUUCCUACGUCUUCCACCCCAACAAUGCUGUACCCAUUGCCUCGUGGUUUGAUGACAUGUCUGAUAGUGAAUUGCUGGACCUCAUCCCUUUCUUCGAGAGACUGUCGAAGGAAGAGAAUGUUUUCAAGUUGCUGCAGGAAUACCAAUCGAGGUAGCACUGACAGACGCCCUGAAUGGACCAUGUCCUGGAGUUGGACAAAUCUCGAUCUUCCUGCUCCCUCACCAACACACUCCCUCCCCACCCCACCCAUGCUGAGGAGGGGCUGGGGAGCAACUCUGCUUUGGGUGAAGCCAUGCCUCCUCUCACCCUGUGUGCCUUUUCUUCAUGGAGAGGGAGAGCAGUGAACACGUGAGGGCUGCUCACCCCGACAGCAGUGGGGGGUGAGUGACACACACACAGACACAUACACAGAUACACAGACACAUACACAGAUACACAGACACAUACACAGACACAUACACAGACACAUACACAGACACACAGACACACACACACACAGACACACACACACACAGACACACACACACACAGACACACACACACACAGACACACCCAGACACACACUUUCCCACCCGCAC
Rhincodon typus (whale shark) is the source of this 1754-nucleotide messenger RNA. RefSeq names its product carboxy-terminal domain RNA polymerase II polypeptide A small phosphatase 1-like. The record is from RefSeq and is a predicted model, not a curated record. Gene Ontology annotation, molecular function: RNA polymerase II CTD heptapeptide repeat phosphatase activity. NCBI's taxonomy places the organism in Eukaryota, Metazoa, Chordata, Chondrichthyes, Orectolobiformes, Rhincodontidae. The coding region runs from base 538 to 1329 and encodes 263 amino acids. The transcript is spliced from 7 exons.